GAUAGCGUCUUUGGUGCGCUUGUGUAAUUGUUUGUCGAAUGAGAGAAGAGAGAGAAAUAGGCUGUCAUAAUCAUAAUCAUCAUCAUCGUCAUCCUAAUUAUCAUCACAAAUCAGAAACUAUGAGAGAAUCAUAAGAGUUUGGUUUUGUUUGUUUUAGUUAAACACGACAAACAACAAACCAACCUAAACACAACCAACUCCUUCUCUUGUUUCAAUUCAUCAUUCUUUUUCGAUUCUCAACUUUAUAGAUUCCAUUGCCGUUUAUAGGAUAGACAAAGGUGAUUCACUUGAAGCCUCGAGAGCUAUGCAUUCUUCAUCUUCGCCGGUUUUCCCCACUCUUAUGGAAAGGACGUAUAUGAAACCCUCGGAUUCUUUUCAUCGUUCACCUGUUGGGGGUUUGACUGCGAAUCCUGCCUUGCUGCAAGCUACACCGUCAAAUCCGAUCAGAAGUGCUAGACAGGUGUUUUCGCCCACUGCUGAAUGUCCUGGCGGCAUCGCCUUUUCUCCCGAUUCACAGCAUGAUAGGCAAUAUCAAGAUUCUCCCUUCACUUCUCAGACAUUAGGGGACGAUGUGUCAUCGGAAAUUCACUCAACAGCGUUCACUUCUCAUACGCAAGAAAAUGAUGAUAUUUCAUGGGGACCAGAUCCGUUGCAGGAUAUUGUUUGUUUUCCUGAAAUUUUUUCUGUCCAGCAUGAUCAGGUGGAAAACAGUGCCUCUUACAUGAGCGAAGGCAAUGUUAAAAAUUCUGAUUUCGGGGAGUGGGUUGACCAGCUAAUGACAAUCGAUGAUACUCCUCAUCCAAAUUGGAGUCAACUUCUUGGUGAUGACAAUGUUGCUGAACCAACACCAAAGGCAACACAGGUUUCUCUGAAGCAGCAUACACCGUCUUGCGAAGUUAAGGAUCUUUGUAAUUCAGCAUCAGCAUCGACUGCACCUCAAACUAAGCCUAGAAUGCGAUGGAGUCCAGAGCUUCACGAGGCCUUUGUGGAAGCAGUUAACCAGCUUGGUGGUAGUGAGAAGGCCACUCCAAAAGGUGUAUUGAAUCUGAUGAAUGUUGAGGGUCUUACCAUCUACCAUGUGAAAAGCCACCUGCAGAAGUAUAGAACGGCCCGAUACAAACCUGAAUCACCAGAAGAAACUUCUGAGAAAAAGAUGAGUUCGAUUGAAGAAAUGAAAUCUCUAGACUUGAAAACGAGUAAGGGCAUCACCGAAGCAUUACGGUUGCAGAUGGACCUCCAGAAACGGCUUCACGAACAGCUUGAGAUUCAAAGGAAGUUGCAGAUUCAAAUUGAAAACCAAGGGAAACAUCUUCAGAUGAUGUUUGAGAAACAGAAACAGAUAGGUGGCAGCAAGGGCUCCCCCCCUUCUAACGCGCCUUCUGCUGCACUCUUGGACACGGCGAUACCUUCUCCUGUAGAGAGUUUAAAGACGUCAAAUGAUGAACGCGGCGAAUUAAAAUGCAACACUGAAGAAACGUCAACUGAUGAAGUUACCGAUGAACAUGAGAGUACAGAUGAUCAGUCUUCUGCAGUACCCCCGACAAAACGAGCGAAGAUUCAAUGAUAGCUUCUACAGAAUUAUGCUCGAAUUUACGCUUCUCCUGCUUAUCAUAAUGAUAUACUCAACUUUAACAGUAGCUAACAAUGACUAAGUUCAUUUUUUGGGAUGAAAUUAAUUCCACUCCCUAUAUUUGUUCUUUUAUGUUAUUGGACAUGUUUAGACUCCAUGGAACUUGUAGAUAUAUUAUUGGAUCCUAGAAUGUUUCAACUAAUGUGGUUUUUACGUUUUUUAA
Molecule: messenger RNA, 1793 nt
Organism: Lathyrus oleraceus (garden pea)
Lineage: Eukaryota; Viridiplantae; Streptophyta; Magnoliopsida; Fabales; Fabaceae
Product: protein PHR1-LIKE 1
Exons: 8
Coding region: 305-1564 (419 amino acids)
Molecular function (GO): DNA binding; DNA-binding transcription factor activity
Source: RefSeq, a predicted model, not a curated record